Molecule: messenger RNA, 843 nt
Organism: Colletotrichum graminicola M1.001
Lineage: Eukaryota; Fungi; Ascomycota; Sordariomycetes; Glomerellales; Glomerellaceae
Exons: 1
Coding region: 1-843 (280 amino acids)
Source: RefSeq, a predicted model, not a curated record
AUGCAUCGGCCUUACAGUAUAGAGGUCCUAGACCAUCCUGGUCUCACUUUGAACAGGGAUGAGGCGACGAAGCUGCAAAACUCCUUGUGCCGUCUGGGCCGUCUUUGCUUAAGCCGCCUCCCCAAAUAUCAGGUAUUCGACAAAGCAUCCCCCACCGCUUUGGACGAUAAGGUGAUCGUCGUUGCUCGGUACGAGGAUGAAGUAAUUGCGUUCCUCUCCGCCAUUUGGUUGCCCAUCAUAGCCCUCGACAGGCCACUGCUUCACUCUGGCUUGACUGUCAUACAUCCAGCUCAUCGAGGGUCGGGAAUCAGCCUGGACCUGUAUGCGCAUCUCUGUCUUCACCUCAUCACCAAACACCCUGAAGGAUUUUGGACAUCGACCCUAGCCGCGGUCAUAAGCUCCCUCGUUAACGUAUCGAUAUACACCACCCAGGUCUUCCCGUCUCCCGGAUGGUCGAGCCGCCACCCCACCGGCCAUCCUUCGGCGCACCACCUCGCAAUGGCCCGAGAAAUCAGCGCGAAUCAUCGGGACAAGAUGCUCAUAUCGCCGAGCGCAGUCUUUGACGAGGAUUCAUUUGUCUUCAGGGGCUCAAACGACUCUGAACAAGGGGAAGCGUUUCGGAAGGACGUGGAUGACCAGCUGUACUGGCACCGCGACCGUGAGGCUAGUGCGUUUUUCAGGAAGCUGUUGAGGCCUGACACGGGCGACGAGGUACUCCAGAUCUCGUUCCUGGAUCCAAAGUACCUUGCAAAGCAUAUGAAGAGUCAAAGAUUUGCAGAAAAGUACAGCGACAGAGCUGCAAAGGUAUUUCCUCUCUGCAUCGAACACGAUGCCUCACUCUGA